AUUUAUUCAUCUGUUUUUCAUUUUUCAUGUCAUAAAUGUCAUUUUCAUGUCAUUUUUCAGGUUCGUGCUCAUCAAUAGAAAUACCAUCGAUUCUUUUAUGCGCCGCGUUUAGUAAUUAAAAAGCCAGCGAAUUGCUUUAUAGUCAAAUAAUAAAAAAAAUCACAUUCUUUACUUCGAAUCAAUACGGUCAUCAUGAAUGAUACCUAGUUUGCGCCUUUGCUUGUAGCACCCAAAAAACGCUCCAUUGCCCCUCAGAGAUAAGGGAGGACAAAUAACUAGUAUGAAAAGUUCUAUAUCAUUUGGUUCAUUUUAAUGCAUUUCACAUAUGUAAAAUAUUGUAUGUUCUGAAACGAUUACAUAAAAUUUUAAAGUGAAAUUAAUCCUAAAGAUUAAUGCUACUCCCUAGCAAGAAGUCUGAUAAUCGAAGCCAUUUCUAUAUCAUGACUGCAACAAUAUCAUGUGCUUGAUAAAUUUUACUUUCGUAGAACGUGGAAUAUAUCAUGAUUUGUUGCACAUUCAAUGGGUGUACCGUGUACAUUAUUACUAUAACGGGGAUAUGAAAAAAUUAGGUUUAAUGGUUAUUCGGUGCUCCAGAAGUAUGUGUACCAAGAUGGAGGUAACUACCGUAAAUUUGUUCGCCUAUUUUACAUCAAGUUGUGUGAAGAGACUGAAACCUAUAGGCAUGGGGAUUAUUCACAUGGCUAUCACAGACAGUCUCGAACUCGUAAUAGAACUAAAAUAAGGAAAAUCGAAAUAAAAUUAUGGCCUAACCUGGUACACACACUACGGGAGUACCCAAUAUUCUGGUUGACUUGUGAAAUAAUAUGUAUGAUACUUUCGAUUGUAAACUAUUUAAUAUAGUAUACGUUUUCCUCUUGUUUUUAGUGCUUGUAUCAUAGAUAUAUAAAUAUUCAUAAAUGUUGCAAUCAUGCCAACAGUAACAAAUGCAGAGAUUACAAAUUUAACUUCGAAACGUAAAGGCUCGACAUUUCUUGGUUGGGCCAAAGAUCCUGAUUCAGACUUUGUUGUCUUGGCGUUCAACUCCAGUCUUAGUUCAGUUCAGGUGAAUGACAACAGAGUGAUUAAAACAUGGUCUUGUACGAGAGGACGUAAAAACACAAGUUCAGUUGUAUUUGAUUCUGAAGAAAAAGAAUUUGUUGUAGUACAAAAUGAAAAAGUUUUGAGAACUUUCAAGGAAACUAAUCUUGACGAUGCUAUGACUUUUACGCUGAAACAAAAUAUCCACCGUCUCGUUCAAUGCCAAGGCCAUAAGACAUUUGUGUUGUUAGACGAUGGAUCAUUAUUUCAUCUACAUCAUGUAUUGGAAGAUCCACAAGAAAUCUCUCCAAAUGCUUCAAUCAAGUUGAAAAUAAAGGAAAUUAUGUCCGUUUCAUCGUUUGUGAAAAAGGAUGGAAAUUUGUGCAUCUGUUCCAUCUGUGAUGUUGAAAACAAUGAAUACGCUAUCUUAGCAAGCUCGAUUCAUCCAGAGGAAAAUGAAGUCAGUCAUUGUAUAAGGACUCUUCAAUAUGAAGGACUAAAACUCAAAGCAACAUCAGAAUUUCAUGAAAGUGCAACACCAGUGAUCACCACUGUCUGGAGUGAUGGAUCUCUUUGUCUUCUUUGUGUUUCUGUAAUCAACAACAACGAAAUCAACAUUCAACUGGAUAAAGUUACAACAGUAGAGAUUGAUGAAAACGUUCAAAUGACCUCGUUAUCUUCCGAUCAAGUCGCUGUGUUAUGCAAAGGACAAAAUGUUCACAUAAUAGACUUGAAAUUUGGAACAACGAUUCAGAAAAUGGAAAUCGGCUGCAAUGUGGCAAAGAUGACAACAAUUGAAAAUUUCAUCUUGUUUGAUACUCCAAAUCAUGUUAAAAAACUUCCCUUCACUUCAAAUCCAGUCACUCUAUCGAGUGUUAUUUUAAAACAACGUCAAGGCCAGCAAACAUGUCAAGUUCAUUGUGCUAAAUGGACAGAUCAACCAAAACAAACCAUGUUACUCAAUGAGAAAGAUAAUAACCUGUUGGAAAUAUUAUUAAAAACAGAACAAGAAGCAAAUUUUGACAGAACUUGGACCAAGUUUUGGAAGGGAAAAUCGCAAGAUAAUAAAAAACAAUUUUCCAGAUCGAAUACCAUGAAGGAAAUCUUGAAUAGAUUUGGAACAGACGAGAAGAAAAAAGUUUUCUGGCCUCGUUCAACUAUCUUGGAAAUUGUGUCAACUGGUUGGAUUAAUGGAGGAUGGUGUGAUAAAAUAUUUCAAGAAAUAUACAAGAUGGAAGAUUGGGAUUUACUUCAAGAGUGUUUGAAAAAUUUGACCGACAUCCCAGAGACUGUUCUAGUACAAUGUCUGACUCUAAUCGCUGCAAAAGCGUCUGAAGACAUUACCAUGGAAACCAUACAAUACAAUGAUUCUGCGAAGAAGGAUAAAGAUCUUGAAAACAAUGAAGAAAAACUUGAUUUUUCUUUGUUUCCACAUCAUUUAUACUCUUGCAUAAAUGAAAUUUUACAGCUACCAUAUUCUGAGAAUGCAUUGAGAAAAGAACUAAGCUCUGUGCCAUUUAAUGCAAUAUUGAAGAUUGUGCUGCAUCUCACUAAUCUCUUGGAAAACAUAUUUCUCGGAUCAGAAUCCCCUACACUGAAUCAGGUCAUAAGUUGGCUUGGGAUGAUCAUCGAUGCACAUUUAUCUGAAAUUAUAUUGUUGGAAGAUUCCUGGCCCGCGAUAUCUAAACUACAAGAAGCUGUCGACUUGCAGAGUAAAGUGUUCACAGAAUUGACUACAGUAUCAAGACUUCUAACACAAAUUCAAUCAAAGCUGCCUGCUGGGAAGAAAUCAAAAGAAUUGUAUACAGUUGAAAUCAUGAAAUUUUGAAUAAAUGACGUUUCGACAAAAA
Messenger RNA from Styela clava, 2888 nucleotides. RefSeq names its product nucleolar protein 11-like. Gene Ontology annotation, molecular function: protein binding; RNA binding. Gene Ontology annotation, cellular component: nucleolus; nucleus. The record is from RefSeq and is a predicted model, not a curated record. Gene Ontology annotation, biological process: maturation of SSU-rRNA. NCBI's taxonomy places the organism in Eukaryota, Metazoa, Chordata, Ascidiacea, Stolidobranchia, Styelidae.